UUUGCUAUUUUAAACAAUGGGUAUGUAUCCUUGAGUGAGUAAGGAGUGUUUACCUCAUCCUGUGAUGAGAUGCCAGAACUUCUGAGUCAAGUGUAGGACCUCCCAGGAAAACCUGUCCGAACUCCCUGAGGCUGGCUUCAGAUUCUGUGAACAAUCACGAUGGGAAGCAAAGGAGGCUUCAUCCUUCUGCUCAUCCUCGCUGUGCUCUGCCGUUCAGGUCAUAGCCUGACAUGCUACACCUGUAUUGACAAUGAAACCUGCAACAAGACCGCUGUUUGUUCAGUUAAUCAUGAUGCAUGUCUGUUGGUCAAAGCUGAUCCAAGACUUUUUUACCGCCAGUGUUGGAAGUUUGAUGACUGUAGCUACCUCUCCAUCUCCAAAGCCCUGGGGCUGAAGAAGCUCGAGUACAGCUGUUGCCAGAAGGACCUGUGCAACGGGAGUGCCAGGGUCUCCGGGAUGACAGCGUUGAUGCUGUUCCCCCUGCUGGCGGCAGCCUUGACGCUUUGUCUCUAAAUGUCACUGGGAGGCCUUCUCCUGAACUUUCCGUGUCUCCGUAUGUUCCUCAUUCCCUUGCUGCUGCGUGCCCCAGGCUUUACUUCACUUGUCCCGUUGGGCAAGACUAACACUAGCUUGGGCAACUUGGUGACGAGAGAGCCUCUGAGAGACGUUGAAGGCCAAUCCUGUGGGCAGCGAAGACUCGUCGGAGGGACACGGUGUAAAAGGGUGCAGCACGUGCAAUCUGAGCUUGGCCGCACAUUUCUUCCUUGGCUUUUCGCAAGAGCAGCCUCGCAGGGACAGCUUGAGUACCUCAGAUCCUCUGCAGGGCCCCGUCACGGUCAUUUCCCCUCCGAUGGCUUGAAGGUGGUUAUUAAGUACUCUGAUCUGGGGCGGGGAGGGUGGUGGUACUGGGACAGGGGGUUCUUUUCAACAGCCUCUCCCAAGGAAUGCUUUCAUCCUCUCCCUUUAUGGCAUCCGCACUGCCAAGCAGGCCCGACCACGCUCCCGCAUGUGGGCUGUCAGGGAGGGGCCGUGAGGUUCUCAGUGCUGCGUGAUCGCAGUGACCUUUGUAGUCUCAACUCGCGGGUGUCUGGCAGGGACGGAGGGGAGCUUUCCACACGGCAGGGCCUUGAACCCCCCCCCCCGCCCCCCGCCAAGGUCUGUCUUCCAAGAAUAGGUAGCAGUGGCUAAAAUCUGAGUUUUCCUCUAUCGCUCGGUUGUGAAUGGGCUUUGCUUGUCUGCAGUAGAGAAACUUAACAGCAUCUAAUAAUGAUGUGUGAAAACUAUCCCCCCAACUUUUGUAUUGGAUUGGUGGAGUAUCUUAGCUUUGUCACACGUAGUUAAAGACUGAACGUUGGGACAUUCUUUGUCAAAAAUGACUCGUAGUAUUAAGGGUUCCUAUUUUAAGUAGUAGUGGUAGCAAGUCUCUUCCUUUGCGUCUGGAUGCUGUGCGAACCUGGCGGCAGGAUCCUCUCGGCCUGCGGUCAGGGCCUCCAGACGUCCUCGUGAACAGCAGCAGGGGUGCGUUUAGCCGACACCCGGCCUGCGUUGCCCCUUGGUCGACUUAGCACAAUUUGCUGAGGAGACAUUUGUCAAGGUUAUUAGCAUAAUAACCAAUGUUGAGGCUUUUGGAAGCACUCCCUGUUUCCUAAAAAGUGGUACACCUUUUGAGGAAUAGUUUUGCCUUUUUCUUGGGGCUGUUGCUGAAUAAUUCGCAAGAUCCAGCAGACGGAAGGACACUUGUUUUCUUACCAUCUCGGCUGUCUCCAGCAGCACAGCUUGGCUUUUUGCAGAUGAAGGUGGGACUUCAGGAUGAACAUUUUUUCCACUCCCUUGCUCAUGUAAUCUGCGUAACAGGCUGGAAUGACUGAUGCCUUUCUGAAAAUAAAAUGUCAUCAAGUG
Molecule: messenger RNA, 1899 nt
Organism: Enhydra lutris kenyoni (northern sea otter)
Lineage: Eukaryota; Metazoa; Chordata; Mammalia; Carnivora; Mustelidae
Product: CD59 molecule (CD59 blood group)
Exons: 4
Coding region: 160-513 (117 amino acids)
Biological process (GO): negative regulation of activation of membrane attack complex
Cellular component (GO): plasma membrane
Molecular function (GO): complement binding
Source: RefSeq, a predicted model, not a curated record